Molecule: messenger RNA, 1572 nt
Organism: Miscanthus lutarioriparius
Lineage: Eukaryota; Viridiplantae; Streptophyta; Magnoliopsida; Poales; Poaceae
Source: the annotation of a GenBank genome assembly
AUGACGGUGCGGCUUUGCUUGACUAAGCAAUGGCUCCAGAGUCAAGACAAUCAGGGCAUCAGGCAAAAGCAAAAGGUGUUCAAAAGAGCAGAGAGUCCCAGAAUGGAUAUUCUCCUUGCUGCAGUUCUAGGUGAGCUAACAACUAGAUCCAUAAAUUUCUUCAUCGGAAAGAGCUUCAAGCCAACUGCACUGGAUGUGGAGGAUCGCCUCUGCAGGAUCCUGCUCCGGGCACAGGUCAUCGUCGAUGAGGCUAUGGGACGGCAGAUCACAAGCCAAGCUAUGCUCCAGCAGCUGGACAUGCUCAGAGAAGCGAUGUACCGAGGUUAUUACAUCCUUGACACCUUCAGAUACCAAUAUCGCAACAAAGAGGAGGCCAGAGGUCAGGUUCUGAGUCACUCUUUUUUUGUGUCCAAAGUAAAUACACUACAGGGUUUGUGUUCAUCCAGUAGAAAGAAAGAGAUUUUUGAGCAGAUGCAGAAAUCGCUUGAUCAUUUAAGCUCUAUGAUCCUUGAUGUGCAAGAGCUAGUAAUAUUCAUGAUGAGUUAUCCUUGCAUAUAUCACCAGCCUUAUAGCAUGCAUCUCCUACUCGGUAAUUGCAUGUUUGGCCGUCAAAUGGAAACUGAAGUCGUUGUCAACUUCCUGUUGCACACGCGACCUCAUGCAUCUGAAAAAUUGGAGGUCCUGCCAAUUGUAGGUCCCUAUAAAGUAGGCAAGAGCACUCUUGUUGCUCAUGUCUGCAAGGAUGAAAGAGUCCGUAAUCAUUUCUCUCAAAUAUUGUUCUUGCGGGAUCAUGAUUUUACAGGUUAUGAUCUGGCUAAGUUUAGAGAAGAAUAUGAAAUGGAACAUCGAAGUCUAGUGUCAAAUUCGAACAAAGAUGGAAGAUUGCUAAUCGUUCUUGAGUUAGUUGACGAUCUCAAUGAAGAUGCAUGGAGUAGGUUAUAUUCUGCUUCUAUACAUCAUUUGUCAAGCGGUAGUAAAAUCAUAGUCACAAGCCAAUCUGACAAGAUCAUGAAGUUUGGGACAACUCAGGCACUACGUAUGAAGUUUGUGUCCCAUGAAGCUUACUGGUAUUUCUUCAAGACACUCGCAUUUGGUAGCAUGGAUCCCAAGAUGCACCCAAGACUUUCACACCUGGCCAUGGAGAUAGCAAAAAUGCUUAAUCCAUGUUUCAUUGGUGCAAAAAUGACUGCUUGUCUUCUGAGGGACAACUUUGACAUCCACUUGUGGUACAAGGUUCUGGGCUUCUUGAGAGUGCAAAUGAAGAAAAAUUUAUUAAAAUUUGGUGGACGUCCAUUUGAUCUUGUAAACCAGAAAAGGCCUGCAUAUAUUGGGAGAAUGGCUACACCUUCUGAAGAUGCCGUGCUUUAUGACGAGCACCAAUGCUCUUCGCAAGAGGAGAUUCCAAAGAUAAGUGUUCAAGAUGUCGUGUAUGGAAGCGUUAAAGCUCAUGGGAAAUUCAAGGUCCUAGGAUGGAGGUCUCAGAUACCGCCCUACCAUAACUAUAUCUUUACUUGCGAGAUUCGAGAGCUAAAAACCAGAGCUCCAAAGAGAAAGCGUUCUAUGAAACAUUGA